Molecule: messenger RNA, 784 nt
Organism: Gracilinanus agilis (Agile Gracile Mouse Opossum)
Lineage: Eukaryota; Metazoa; Chordata; Mammalia; Didelphimorphia; Didelphidae
Gene: ATP5PO
Product: ATP synthase peripheral stalk subunit OSCP
Biological process (GO): proton motive force-driven mitochondrial ATP synthesis
Cellular component (GO): membrane
Molecular function (GO): proton-transporting ATP synthase activity, rotational mechanism
Source: RefSeq, a predicted model, not a curated record
AUGCGUUUGUCAAGUCACUUCCUCCUCUCUGUUAUCCGGUUUGACCUACAGCGGCCACAGGAGAAAAAGAUGGCGGUGGCCUCUGCUUCUGUGGCUGUCCAGCAGAUACGCUGCUUUACCACUUCAGUGGCCAGACCAUUUGCCAAACUCGUCAGGCCUCCAAUUCAAUUGUAUGGGCUAGAAGGUCGAUAUGCCACUGCUCUUUAUUCUGCUGCAUCCAAGCAGAAUAAGCUGGAUGCUGUUGAAAAGGAGUUAAUCAGAGUAACAAAAAUUUUGAAGGAACCCAAAACAGUUGCCUCUUUUAUGAAUCCUCAUAUCAAGCGUACCAUUAAGAUGGCAGCCCUAAAUGACUUAAUAGCAAAAGAAAAGUUUUCCCCCAUCACAACCAACUUCAUGAAAUUGCUUGCUGAAAAUGGUCGUUUAAACAACACCCCAGGAAUUAUUUCAGCAUUUUCUACUAUAAUGAGUGUACAUCGUGGAGAAGUACCAUGUUCAGUUACUACUGCAUCUGCUUUAGAUAGCUCAACUCUUUCAGAACUAGAAGCAGUUCUGAACAGCUUCCUACGUAAGGGUCAAGUCCUGAAAAUGGAAACCAAGAUUGAUCCUUCAAUCAUGGGAGGAAUGAUUGUUCGUAUAGGGGAGAAAUAUGUGGAUAUGUCUGCAAGAACUAAGAUCCAGAAGCUAAGCAGGAUUAUGAAGGAAGCUGUUUAAAAGUAAUGUUUUUCCACAGUUCAUUGGUGAAACUUCUAAAAUUUGUAGAAGCAAUAAAGUACUUAAAAAUUUU